Aspergillus luchuensis is the source of this 1719-nucleotide messenger RNA. Its product is annotated as fungal specific transcription factor domain-containing protein. Bases 1 to 1719 code for a protein of 572 amino acids. Gene Ontology annotation, molecular function: transcription cis-regulatory region binding; zinc ion binding; DNA-binding transcription factor activity, RNA polymerase II-specific. Lineage: Eukaryota; Fungi; Ascomycota; Eurotiomycetes; Eurotiales; Aspergillaceae. Gene Ontology annotation, cellular component: nucleus. Gene Ontology annotation, biological process: regulation of DNA-templated transcription. The record is from RefSeq and is a predicted model, not a curated record. The transcript is spliced from 3 exons.
AUGUUCAGCUCACCCACUAUCUACAUCUUGCUUACCGAGGCGGGCGAACAGGCUUGUCUGAAUUGCUCCAAAUCCAAAUGCAAAUGCGUUGAUCGACCAGGAAGUCAGGGGUGUGAAAGAUGUUAUCGGCUGAACAAGACGUGUCUGCGAGGUACCUCAACGAGAGCGAUGCAGUCCCAGAAGAACAAUACUGUCGCGCGCAUUGCUCAGCUAGAAGGCAAGCUGGAUGAGCUGGUGUCAUCUCUUCAGCCACAAAACCCACGAAGCACUUCUAGCAGUUCUGUUAGGAACUCUCUUUCUACUGCAGCAUCCGAUACCAGCUCCCCUGCUACAUAUGGAGAUCAUAAUAUCCCCGCAGCAUCGGCGUCUAGUUCGGACGGCUUGGAUUCUUCCCCGGAAGAGUCUCUAGAUAUAUUCCGUACUCACAUGCUUCAGUAUUUUCCCUUUCUACAUAUUCCUAGCGACGUGCAAUGGAUGCGUCAGGAGCGGCCAUUCCUAUUUCUCUGCAUUAUGGCCGUAACCUGUCCCUCAAUACCGACCAAGCUCGCCUUAGGGGAGAAGAUCAGAAAGAUUGCUACAGAAAAAAUGUUCCUUUCUAGUGAUCCAGGGGCAGUGAACCUCGAUCUGCUCCUAGGCCUUUUGACAGUUCUAGCGUGGGGUUACGACCACUUACUACAUGACACCGCAAUGGGGCUGCCGCGAUUUACUCAGCUCGCUAUAACGGUUGUUUACGAAUUGCGUCUUAACAAGCCACUUCCUGAUGAUUCUAAUGUCCUUACUGCCGGACUCGGCGGCUGCACUUCGACGAGGGCACCAAUGCGGACGCUCGAGGAGCAGCGAGCAGUCCUAGCAUGUUUUAUUUUGAGCUCCAUUGUAUCGACGUGUCUUGACAACAUCCAACCGAUGCAAUGGACGUCACAUAUGGAAGAAUGUCUCGAAGCUCUGACUCGGAAAGGUGAAACUCCGCUUGACGAAGUGUUCGCUCAUCAAGUCCGAUUGCACCGAAUUGCAAGAGAGGCGGAGCAUAUCCGAAUUGCGUCGACAGCGGUUCCGGCAGCGUUUCACCUCACUGCUUUGCAGCGAAAGGUCAAUGAGGUCAAGCAGAGUAUAACACCUGACUUGCAAUAUAAUAGCCUAUUCCGUGCCUCGACGUACUACACUGAGCUGAGCAUCCACGGCCUCGUCCUCUCAAAGAAGCAAGACAUCCCAGACUUACAAAGACUCGAAGGACUCCACGCAUGUCUCGAAACAGCCAGAUCAGCGUUAGACAGCUUCUUCCAGAUAUCACCCACCGACGACUAUAUCGGAAUUUCGUUCCCCUUCUUCAAUUAUCUCGCGCGGAGCAUCCUAGUCAUCAUGACACUGUCAACGAUGAACGACCCCAUCUGGGACACAAACCUGGUGCGAUCGACUGUGGACGUUCUAUGGAUCUUGGACCACCUGAUCAACGACGUGCAACAAGCCAAGGCAUCGAGAGGCGAAGAAAACGAGUCAGCCAAUGGAUUCUUGGACAAGUCAACCAAGAAACUCCUGUCGCUUCGUGCUUCUGCAUACGCCGCGCUGGUGCCGGCGAAGCCGCAGCAGCAGUGUAGUAGCGUUGCCCAAGGGGCCGAGGACGACUUGCAGGUGUUGCGCAUGUUUCGGGCCUACGAACUGAUGGACGCGGGGCUAAUGGCUAGUUUCAUGGAAGGGACAGCUAUCUUCGAUGGAUUUUAUUAG